CACGAGCAGCUCAAGAUAAAACUAAAUACUAAAGAUGGUCAAACCGUCAGUUAGUUUACAUCGACCGAUCAGACAGAAUGGUGAAAUCCAAAAUUUUCCUUGCGUGUUUGCUGCUCACAACGUAUCUUGGCCAGUCGCGGAGUCAAAACAUUCUGGCAGCCUACAACGCUUGUCGUGGGGAAUAUGGUGUAGAUAACGAAACGUAUAAUGCCAUCAGAAGUGGAGACUUUUCAAUCAGAUCGCCAUUGAUCGAGUGUUUUGGUGAGUGCAUUGUGAAGAGAGCUGGCUUUAUGAACGAUGAUCUUAGUUUCAACCAAGAUACGAUCCAGAAAUUCGUAAGCCGUUUCAUAAGGCCGAAAUAUUCUGCAGCAGUUUAUGAAAAAUGUACCAAGGAUGUGGUUCCCAUACUAUGUAGCACGGCAUUCGAUGUGUAUCAGUGCAUCUACGAGAAUGCUGUUGCCAAAUGGGGUCAAACGAGAAGAGGAUGAGAGCUGAAUAGGUGGUGAAA
Molecule: messenger RNA, 508 nt
Organism: Uranotaenia lowii
Lineage: Eukaryota; Metazoa; Arthropoda; Insecta; Diptera; Culicidae
Product: general odorant-binding protein 56d-like
Exons: 3
Coding region: 78-488 (136 amino acids)
Biological process (GO): sensory perception of smell
Molecular function (GO): odorant binding
Source: RefSeq, a predicted model, not a curated record